GGAGCGACAGCGUGUGGAGCUCCAUCACUUCCCAAAAGAUAAAAAGGCAUCAAGUUCUCACAGUGACUGAAAAACUACUUCUAGUCCUGAAGGCAUCAUGGAUACACAGUUCGUGUAUGACCUUUUAGGGGAAAAUGCUUGGUUAUACAUCUCUGCUACCUUCAUUGUGUUGUGGAUUGUCGGGUGGCUCUACAGAGACAGCCUGGAGAUUGAGGAUUUCAAAUCUAAGUAUGUCUUUGUUACUGGCUGUGACACGGGGUUUGGAAACCUGCUGUGUAAGAAACUGGAUCGUAAAGGUUUCCGUGUACUAGCUGGCUGUCUCACAGAAAAGGGAGCUGAUGAUCUGAAAAGAGUGGCAGGGCCUUAUCUGAAGACUGUCCUGCUGGAUGUGACCAGUCAGGAUAGCAUUGAAAAAGCAAUGGAGUGGACCAAGCAAGAGGUUGGCGAUAAGGGACUUUGGGGUCUUGUGAACAAUGCUGGACGUUCAUUACCCAUGGGUCCAUCAGAGUGGAUGAAAGUGGAGGAUUUCCACAGCACACUGAAAGUAAACAUGAAUGGAGUGAUUGCCAUGACAAUGACCUUCCUGCCCCUCAUCAAACAGGCUCGUGGCCGUAUUGUAAAUGUAGCAUCAGUGCUUGGUAGGGUGGCAGCAAAUGGUGGUGGAUACUGCAUUUCCAAGUUUGCAGUAGAAUCUUUCUCUGACUGCCUCAGGAGAGACAUCCACUACUUUGGAAUUAAGGUGUGUAUCGUUGAGCCCGGGUUUUUCAAGACUGCAGUAACAAGCCUUGAACCCAUUGAGAGGGAGCUCCAUCGCCUGUGGAACCAACUCAGCCCUGAAGUAAAGGCCAGCUAUGGAGACAAAUACCUUGAUAAAUAUAUCAAGACACAGCGUUUGAUCAUGAAUGCCGUCUGCGACUCUGACCUCACUAAAGUGACCAACUGCAUGGAGCACGCUCUCUCUGCUGCCUACCCUCGCACCAGAUACAGUGCUGGCUGGGAUGCCAAGCUUGUCUGGAUCCCCCUCUCUUACAUGCCUUCCUUUGUAGUUGAUAUUGCACUGAAGCUCGUGCUUCCACGUCCUUCAAAGAGCGUCUGAUUUGGGAUGACCUACUUUAUGUAAUUUUGACGCAAUAAGGAGGCUGACAUUAAAAAGUUUUUUUUUUCUUUUAAAAAUUAUCAAUUUUUCUUAUCAGAGUUGGCCAUGUGAUGAUAACAUGAUAACUUUAGAAAUUACUGUUAUUAUAUUUAUAAGUGUAUACCAUAGAAAAGUUUUUUUCCCCCUCUGUAAUGUCUGUUUGACACUUCCAGACAACAUAAAAAAUAUUCAUACAGUUUACUGUAUACGUACUAUUCUGUAUGUUGGGUGUUUUGACGCUAUUGUUUAUGGUGUUUGUUAUGGAUGUUGUUCACCAUGGAAGCCUGAAUCAAGAGCAUUUUAAUAUUAAGAAACUGUGUUUGUCAGAAUGCAAGGACGGGCAUGCUGCCGAAAGGGGAGUGAGA
This is a messenger RNA of Oreochromis aureus, 1500 nucleotides long. It is a transcript of the gene rdh5, whose product is annotated as retinol dehydrogenase 5 (11-cis/9-cis). The coding region runs from base 98 to 1096 and encodes 332 amino acids. The record is from RefSeq and is a predicted model, not a curated record. The transcript is spliced from 6 exons. Gene Ontology annotation, molecular function: oxidoreductase activity. NCBI's taxonomy places the organism in Eukaryota, Metazoa, Chordata, Actinopteri, Cichliformes, Cichlidae.